This is a messenger RNA of Anthostomella pinea, 855 nucleotides long. Lineage: Eukaryota; Fungi; Ascomycota; Sordariomycetes; Xylariales; Xylariaceae. The record is from the annotation of a GenBank genome assembly.
AUGAACAAGGUGGUAUGGUCUGAAGUCCUCCCCUGGGAGGAGAUCAUCACCAAGGAUGCCCUGGAGGCAUCUGACGAGAAGCACUCAACCAGAUUUGAUCAACUCAAGCACAUUAUCGAGGCUGACAAGGCUUCACAAAAAGAGAUUAAUGACCAGCUUGCUCAGAUGAUGAACCUCCAAGGUCAAAUCUCUACCCUGCUCACUACAAACGGGAUCAAGAAAACCAACCCAACCCGUGAGGAUGAUGCCUUUCUAUUCUUAAUAAACCCCCAGGAGAAGCGUGUCAAGUCGGCGUGGAACGAAGCAGUGCUUCAGGAGGAAGCAGACACCUUCCAGAACAUCUCAGAGAAGAACAAAGUUGUACUUCCUUCUAAACUUCGUCUCCAAUGGGCGAAUGAAGAAGUCUUGAGCAAGUUGUCAGCUAUCCAGGACUGUUUUAGAGCCGUAUUGGUACCAUACGAGCACUGGGCACAAAGAGUGGCGAUCGAGAUGUCUAGAGAUUUUCAGCAAAUCGCCAUCUUUGCUCGCACUGGUUCAGUGAACUGGGUUACCUUGUUGGAGGCCAUCUUCCAGGUCCUGGCAGAUCAUCAGGUUCUUUACGGAUCUAUGGUUUCAUUCUUUAUGUUACUACUGAUACAGAACGAGAGUAUGCUGAAUUUCACCAGACGGAUGAGAGAAGCCUGGUACAAGCUGCCAACAACUUACCGCCAAGGUGUGAUGAACAGAGAGGGCGUGAUCAACCUCCUUCGUCAGUACACUCCGAGUAUCUGGAUGAUGAUGAAGGACAAUAGCGGCAACUGGUCGACCACAGAGAUGAUUGAGCAAGCUGUCACGCGCAGCCAGAUGAUGGCUUGA